Messenger RNA from Drosophila grimshawi, 1961 nucleotides. RefSeq names its product protein twist. Gene Ontology annotation, biological process: developmental process; regulation of transcription by RNA polymerase II. Gene Ontology annotation, molecular function: protein dimerization activity; RNA polymerase II transcription regulatory region sequence-specific DNA binding; DNA-binding transcription factor activity, RNA polymerase II-specific. Lineage: Eukaryota; Metazoa; Arthropoda; Insecta; Diptera; Drosophilidae. The transcript is spliced from 3 exons. The record is from RefSeq and is a predicted model, not a curated record. Bases 53 to 1687 code for a protein of 544 amino acids.
AUAUAUAAAAAAAAAAAUAUUUAAAAAAAAAUAUAAUAUAGAAAUACUUUAUAUGCAAUUGUGCAACGUGUUGCAAAGUGAAACAUACAAAAUUGAGUAUCAAACGAUGAGCGCACGCUCCGCGUCCCCCAAGGUGCUGCUGGACAUUAGCUACAAGCCAACGCUGCCCAAUAUUAUGGAGCUGCAGCACAAUGUCAUCAAACUCAUCCAGGUGGAGCAGCAGGCCUACAUGCAAUCGACGCCACACUACAUGCAACACCAGCAGCUGCAGCAGCAACAUCCGCAACAACAGCAACAAUAUGCGCCACUGCCAGCGGAUUAUGCGGCAUAUGGCAUAACGGAACUGGAGGAUACGGACUAUAAUAUACCCAGCAAUGAGGUGCUCAGCACCAGCAGCAAUCACAGCGCUCAAAGCAGCCUGGAGCUGAACAACAACAACAAUCAAAACAACUUUGAGCAACAGCAACAACAGCAGCAGCAGCAGCAGCAACAGACGACGGCAGCAACAGUUGCUGCUGCUGCUGGUGCUGUUACUGCUGCUCCACAUGGCUAUAUCCUCAAUGAGCAUGGCAAAAGGGCGCGCGGCAGCAGCGACUACAACGAUUGCCAAACGGAUGUGUUAUCCUUGCAGCCCGAGCACAAGAAACUGUUGCAACAGCAGCAACAGCAACUCUAUGUGGACUAUUUGCCCACCACGGUGGAUGAGGUGGCAGCAGCGCAGACCCAAACUCAGACACAAACUCAGGCACCAACAACACAACAACAACAACAGCAGCAGCAGCAACAAAAUGGCUGCAUUUCCCCACUUUCGCACUCCCAUUCGCACUUCGAUUUUGCCGGCGAUGAGGAGUUGCAGGAUCACAAGCCACAUAUCUUCAAAUAUGGCAUCUAUCCGCAAACAAUUGCUCCCUUGCAACAACAGCAACAGCAGCAGCAGCAGCAACAACAACAGCAGCAGCAGCAGCAACAGUUGCAUUUUCAGAGCAGCUAUAGAUCUGGCCAGAAUUACGAUGCCUACGAGCCAGCAAAUAGUCUGAAUGGCAGCACAUAUUCCAGCUCCGAUCGUGAUGAUAUGGAGUAUGUGCGCCAAACGGCGCUCAGCUCUGUGGGUGGCUAUGCCAAGAAUGAGGAUGAGUUGGAGGAUAUGUCGCCGACGUGUCUGGUCGAUGAUAGCAGCCUGAUGGAUGCCAGCGAUGUGGCUGGGAAAGCGUUCCGCAAACCGCGUCGCCGCCUGAAACGCAAACCGAGCAAAACGGAGGAAACGGACGAGUUCAGCAAUCAGCGGGUGAUGGCCAAUGUGAGGGAGAGGCAACGCACCCAGAGCCUCAACGAUGCAUUCAAGUCGCUGCAACAGAUCAUACCCACCCUGCCCAGCGAUAAGUUGAGCAAAAUCCAAACACUCAAGCUGGCCACAAGAUACAUUGAUUUCCUGUGCCGCAUGCUUAGCUCCAGCGAUAUAUCGCUGCUGAAGGCGCUGGAGGCGCAAUCAUCGCCAGUAUCGCCGGGCUAUGGCAAUAAUAAUAUGAAUAUUAAUGCCAGCACACUGCUUAGUGCCGCCAAUGGGGCCGAGGCUGAUCUCAAGUGUCUGCGCAAGGCGAAUGGAGCACCCAUCAUUCCGCCCGAGAAACUCAGCUAUCUGUUUGGUGUGUGGCGCAUGGAAGGCGAUGCCCAGCAUCAAAAGGCAUAGGCAAAGGGCUGGGGAAGUAGUCGGACUUGGAGUAUUAACAGGAGGAGGAGCAGGAGGAGGAGGAGUCGUAUCGAUUGCCAUUGGGGCUUCCAGUUACUGAACAAAAUGAAUACACACAGCGUGAAUAAUUCCAAUGCAAGUGCCAAAAUCGAGCACUUGCAGAUCUUUCCAUAUCUUAUAGAUGACUAAGCUAAACACACAUUAUUUAAACAAAAUAUGAGAAAAAAAACACAAAGAAAAAACCAACUAUUGUUUAGGUAUAAUUUUAUGUACU